CCCAUCCCCGCCUGGGUACCAGUCGGCGCUCCCCAGCCCCGGCGGCGGCGGAAGAGAUGGGGCCGCGUCACGAGCGCCCGGCCCCUUAAAAACGCUGCUGGCUGGAGCCGCCUCCCUCCCUGCAGCCCGCGGCGGGGAUGGAGUAGAGGCAGAUCCGCCGAGCUGCUCGCGGGGACCCGCGAUGGAGUUAAAGCAGUCUCUGGCCACCCAUCUGGAAGCCGAGAAGCCUCUCCGGCGCUAUGGGGCAGUGGAGGAGACGGCGUGGAAAGCGGAGGGACUGGGGAGAAGUCAGCUGGACAUCGUGUCCAUGGCCGAGACGACCAUGAUGCCCGAGGAGAUCGAGCUGGAGAUGGCCAAAAUCCAGCGGCUGCGGGAAGUGCUGGUGCGCCGGGAGUCGGAGCUGAGGUUCAUGAUGGAUGACAUCCAGCUGUGCAACGCCAUCAUGGACCUGAAGCAGGAGCUGCAGAGCCUGGUCGCCAUCCCAGAAAAAGAGAAGACUAAGCUGCAGAAGCAGCGGGAGGACGAGCUCAUCCAGAAGAUCCACAAGCUGGUGCAGAAGCGAGACUUCCUCGUGGACGACGCCGAGGUGGAGCGGUUAAGAGAGCAAGAAGAAGACAAGGAAAUGGCUGAUUUCCUGAGACUCAAGUUAAAACCUCUAGACAAAGUAACCAAAUCUCCAGCCAACUCCCGGUCAGAGAAGAAGGCCGAGCCCCCGCCCAGCAAGCCCACGGUGGCCAAGACGGGGCUGGCGAUCAUCAAGGACUGCUGUGGGGCCGCCCAGUGCCGGAUCAUGUAGCCCCCCCGGGCGGGGGGCCCCGCCUACCCUCUUGUCUUCAUCGCCCCCAUCUCACCGGGGCCCGAGAGCUCUCCGAGGCGGAAGGGAUCGAAGGCAAAAGCCCGUGGCUGCGGCCGGGGCCCGGGGGGUGGCCCGUACUGUACAGAGCAUAGCAAUAGGGGGUCCCUCACUGUCGCAUGGCCCUCCCCGAGCAUGCCGUCCCCGGGUCCCGUCUCUCUGUACCUCAGCUGUGUCUCCAACCCACCCACCCGCCGUGCGAAGGAGCGGGGAGAGGGCCGUGCCCCUCAGUGCGUGGUUGUGACUUCUCAGCACCCAGCCCCGUGUUAGACACAUCCCCGCCCCCCUUGCUCCUCCCCCGCCCCGCGCCCCCACGGGCAGUCUCUCUCCCCCCCCUUUAUGUCCCUGUCCUGGGGCCGCCCCAGGCCCCUGUCUGGGAGGCGCAGAGGAGGCCCCAGGGGCGAGCUCAGAUUCCUGGCCUCCGUGUCUGGUGGGGUUCACCCAAGGGAGCGUGGCGGGGGUGACGCCGGGGUGCUUCCUUCCCUGGCAAAGUCGGCCCCCCAGGUGUGGAAUGAGAGAGGAAGUGGGGGUCGGGGCUGCAGCGCCCCCUAGUGUUCAGGAGAGGAGAGAUCGGAGAAGUCGGGGGGCUCUGAGAGCGAGAAAGGGCAGAGAGAAAAGGGCGUGUCCGGCCCCGGGGGCCACGGAGGGGUGUCCCCCCCCCCAGCCCGGCUCACCAGCCGGACACACAGAUGGCCAGAGACAAGGCAGACAGAGCGGCGGGAGAGGCCCCGGCCCGUGUGUCCCAACCUCGGGGGGUGGGGGGUAUUUUAACCAGCCUGCCACGUCCACCUGUGUAACUCGAUGUCCAUUUGCUCCAGCCAGCUGGGCACAGUCCAUGUGACUUCUCUGUCCCCGUGUGUGUCGUGCCCAGCCCGAGUAGUUAGCCUAACUCCAGACUCAUUGCUGUGUAGACCAUCCAUUGGCGACAAUAAAAAUGGAAACUGCGUUCACAGCA
Sorex araneus (European shrew) is the source of this 1808-nucleotide messenger RNA. RefSeq names its product bMERB domain containing 1 (gene BMERB1). The transcript is spliced from 6 exons. Lineage: Eukaryota; Metazoa; Chordata; Mammalia; Eulipotyphla; Soricidae. The record is from RefSeq and is a predicted model, not a curated record. Gene Ontology annotation, cellular component: microtubule cytoskeleton. Gene Ontology annotation, biological process: negative regulation of microtubule depolymerization. Bases 182 to 796 code for a protein of 204 amino acids.